UCUGUUCUGCGGGCGGCCCAGCAGCCCAGCUCUACCCCUCGCGAGCCCCCGACCGGCUCUCCCCUCAGGAGCCCGGCCUCGCCGGCGGCGGCGCGCUCACCGGCCUGCCGUCACUCCAUCACCGCCUCGCCUCCAGCUUGGCCCCGCCAUCAGGCACCUGGCCUCCUCCCCCUCCUCUGAAGUCCGCCCCCCGCCAGCCCCCGCCUCCCCGACGCCCAACGGCCGCCGGCGCUCCCCACUCCCUGCCCCGCCCAGCAAAGCUACAGGUGAGCACGAUGCUGCGCAGCUUCCCCCAGGCCCGUCGGCUUCUCAAGAGGCUGGGUUUUGAGAAGGGGGACGCCUACUUCUUUAAGCAGAUGGGCAAGGGCAUGCUAUGCACAUACGCGCUUUUUGGCGCUGCGUGGUUCUGGAAUGAGACAUCGCCGCUUGGCUGGUGGACGCUCAAGCCACGGCCCAAGGAAGAGAAGGAGAUGGCGCAUCUGUAUGAGCGCAGGGAGUUCCCGUACCCAGGUGACGAGGAGGCGGUGGAGGAGUUCAUAAAAAGCGGGGGCGCCCUGGGCACCACGAUCGGGCCCAAGGGGUUCGCUGACGCGAACAUGGACUCGGACAACAUGCAGAAGCAGCUGCAGUCGAAGAAGUUCGACCAGGAGGCGCGGAAGCUGUGGUUCCGUAUGCGCAACGAGGUGGUGCAGGAGCUCCAGGAGAAGGGGUUCGACGUCGAAUGAAGAUUAGUUUUAUUCCCAUGAAAGAAAUGGGGGAAGGCAUCGGCUUGAUUAAGUAUUUUGCAUUGAUAAAAGUAGAAGAAACAUUUUCCUGGGAUAAAGUUAGAUGCAUCCAAGUGCAGUGCAAUCCCUUUUUUCUCGGUGGAGAUUAAGUAAAUCCGGUUGCAUCCAGGCUUGUAUUCCUUUCCUCUGUCUUUCUUUGGGAUUAAAUAAGUUGUUUUCCAUGAUUAAACAAUUAAUCAUGGAUUAAUCAUAUAUAUUGAGACGCUGGUUUAAUAAUUUAAUUUGUACUUUUUUCUUUAAA
Messenger RNA from Aegilops tauschii subsp. strangulata, 1026 nucleotides. RefSeq lists its product as uncharacterized. The record is from RefSeq and is a predicted model, not a curated record. NCBI's taxonomy places the organism in Eukaryota, Viridiplantae, Streptophyta, Magnoliopsida, Poales, Poaceae.